Cyprinus carpio (common carp) is the source of this 2206-nucleotide messenger RNA. RefSeq lists its product as uncharacterized. The transcript has 2 exons. The record is from RefSeq and is a predicted model, not a curated record. Lineage: Eukaryota; Metazoa; Chordata; Actinopteri; Cypriniformes; Cyprinidae. The coding region runs from base 1 to 2187 and encodes 728 amino acids.
AUGGACAACGAACUGUCCUGGAAAAUGAUGAUGAAUGAGCUUGCACCAGAGACAGAGACACCAGGAGCUGUACUGAAAGUGCUAGGCUUGGUGUGGAGGACUGAAAAGGAUGAUUUCGUCUUUGAUCUGACUGCAUUGCUGGACGCUUUAGCAAAAAGAGAGAACACCAAAAGGUGCGUUCUGACACUCUUUGCUCACAUAUUCGACCCAGUAGGCUUUCUAACUCCUUUCACUGUGUGGGUGAAAUGCCUUUUUCGAGGCCUUGGCUGGGAUGAGGAGCUGCCUACAGAUCUUGCACAAGAAUGGCAAAGCUGGUGUUCAGAACUUCCACAGAUCCACCACAUAGUCAUUCCCCGCUGGUAUGGAAUAAAAUCUGAGCACAAGCACGAUGCACAACAACUUCAUGUGUUCUGUGACGCAAGCGAGAAAGCUUACAGUACAGUUGCAUACUUGCUGCGAGAGGCAGAUGAUGGAACAAAGUCUACAUGCCUCGCUGCUUCAAAGUCCAGGGUAGCCCCGCUGAAAAAGAUGUCCCUGCCACGUCUUGAGUUGAUGGGAGCAGUCAUUGGAGCAAGACUAGGAAACAACUUGCUAAAGCCUCUGAAUAUGGAGCUACAACAGGUUCACCUGUGGACAGAUUCAAUGAUCGUACUACAGUGGAUUCGCAGUCCAGCUUACAGAUGGAAACAGUUUGUGUCAAACAGAGUAGCUGAAAUACAGUCUUUAACCAACCCGGCAAUGUGGUCUCACUGCAAAGGCAAGGCCAAUCCAGCAGAUCUCCCUACCAGAGGACAGACCGUAGCUAAUCUGAAAGAAAGCGGACUGUGGUGGAAAGGACCCCCAUUUCUGACUACUCCAAAUCUGUCUGAGGAAAGUGAUGAAGAUCAGAGUGUUGAAGAUGUGACUAAUGAGCUAAAACAAGUUCAGCAGAUUAGUGUGCAACUCAGCAGCAGCAGUGACCAAAGUGAAACAGAACCUGUGCUAGAUUUACCGAAGUACAGUAAACUGAAGAAGUCGGACUUCAGUUACAGAGAAAAACACCCAUGGAUUCUACCUAGCAAAGGCAGAUAUUGUGAGCUGCUGGUCCAGUACAACCAUGAAGUUACCAUGCAUUCUGGUCUAAGAGACACUCUUGUACAAAUAAGAAGUAGACACUGGAUUUUGCGAGGCAGACAACUUGUAAAGGGUAUCCUGUCAAAAUGUACUGUUUGCAAAAGCUUUAAAGCAAAACCCACACAACAGGACACGGCUCCACUCCCACGAGACAGAAUAACAGAGACCCCUCCAUUCGCAGUGACGGGUAUAGACUUUGCAGGUCCACUGUAUGUGAAGAAUGAUCGUGUGCUAUGCAAGGCUUAUGUUGCUCUGUUCACAUGUGCAGUCACCAGAGCAGUGCAUUUGGAGCUUGUAUCAAGUCAGUCAACAGAAAGCUUCCUGUUAGCGUUUGUUUCUAGAAGAGGAUUGUGCAAGGUCAUUUAUUCAGACAAUGCCAAAACUUUCAAAAGAGCAAACCAAGACCUCAGUGAGCUGUGGCAUGCCAUCAAAUAUCCACAACUGCUGGAAUACUUCUCAGGGAAGGGUAUCAGCUGGCACUUCAUCGUAGAGCGAGCGGCCUGGUGGGGCGGAUUUUGGGAAAGGCUAGUGAGGUCUGUAAAGACGUGCCUUAGAAAGGUGCUAGGAAGAGCAUCGCUCACCUUUGAAGAAAUGACUACACUCCUCACAGAAGUAGAAGCUACACUGAAUUCCAGACCCCUUACCUUUGUCCACAAUGAAGCUGACGAGCCACUGACACCUGCUCACUUCCUGGUUGGUGAACGACUAACUUCACUGCCGCCAAAACCAUUCCCUGCAGACCAUGAUCAUACCACUGUGAGUAAGGAAGAGAUGACAAGGAGGUGGAGAUACAAAAACAGACUCAUGACCAAUCUGUGGAAUCGUUGGAGGAAAGACUAUCUGCUAGACUUGAAAUCUGCACAUUCUUGCAGCACACAGAAACCCACUGUGCUGAAAACAGGUGACAUUGUUCUCAUAGGAGAUGCCAACAUGCCAAGACAAACCUGGAAAUUAGGAAAAAUUGAAGAGCUGUUUCCAGGCAGAGAUGGGAAAGUUAGAUCCUGUGCUGUUCGCACAUCCACAGGAACUGUAUUAAGAAGACCCGUUCAGUUGCUUUAUGUGUUAGAGAUUUAAGUUGAUGAACAGUCGUUCA